UUCCAGCAGAGAGCAACGUCCUGCGGUCUGUGCAGACUGUGCUCAGCCAGGACUACAGCUCCAGCAUGUCUAGGAUGAUGAGGAUCACUGCCCUGAUCUUACACAUCACACUGACUCUGGUGAAAGGAGGCGACGUCUGCUAUGGCCUCCUCGGCUGCUUCUCCGAUGCUUUUCCUUGGUCCGGGACCCCGCAGAGACCGUACUCCCUGCUGCCAUGGGCCCCCGAGAAGAUAAAUACCAGAUUCUUCCUAUUCACCAGAGAAAACCCCAAUUCUUACCAGACAAUCAGCGCUGAUAACAUAACGAGUAUCACAGCCUCAAAGUUCCAGAAAACUCGAAAGACUUGUCUGAUUGUUCACGGUAUGGCGGAUAAAGCCGUGAAUAACUGGGUGUCCGACAUGUGCCAGGCCAUUCUGGCAGCAGAAGACGUGAACUGUAUCGGAGUUGAUUGGCGCCGUGGGUCGGGAAGCAUCAAACUUUACGUCCAGGCUGCAAACAACGCCCGAGUCGUGGGCGCAGAGAUCGCCAAUCUGAUGAGGAGCUGGCAGGAGGAGCUGGAAUAUCCACCGUCCAACAUUCACAUCAUCGGGCACAGCCUGGGUGCACAUGCUGCGGGAGAAGCCGGGAGGAGACAUCCCAGAGUCCGGAGGAUCACAGGUCUGGACCCUGCCCGGCCCUGGUUUGAGAAUACCCCUGAAGACGUUCGCCUUGACGCCUCAGAUGCAGAUUUUGUUGAUGUCAUCCACACAGACACCAAUAAAAUCACUGGUGUCGGGAUUAUAAAGCCUAUCGGACACUAUGAUUUUUACCCAAAUGGAGGAAAUCACAUGACCGGGUGUCCGAGCAAGCUCGCAUUUCUGAUCAACAGUAGCGCGGCUCUGGAGAUUUUGGCGUGUAACCACUUCCGGUCGUUCCACUACUUUACGUACAGCGUCAGUCACCCGGACGGGUUCAUCGCUUUCCCCUGCGAGAGCUACGAGGCCUUCACUGCGGGCUCCUGUUUCCCAUGUCCCCUUGGUGGAUGCCCCUCCAUGGGGUACUAUGCAGACUCCUCCCACUACGACGUCACCACCAAUCAGAGCUUCUACCUAAACACUGGAGGUGACAUCAACCAUUUCUCCAGCUGGAGAUACAAGGUUUCGGUGUCAUUAAGCGGAACUGCGAUUCCUUACGGAAAAAUGUAUGUGACCCUCUCUGGAUCCUGGGGCAGCAGAACAGAGCAUAUGUUGUACGGGGGGAGCCUGGUCCCUGGACAGAUGUAUUCGGUUUUCCUGGACUCCGGAGAGGAGCUGGAUGCUGCGUACAAUGUCACCUUCCGCUGGACUUGGACCUUCAGUUUCUUCCCCCUCCGACUGGGAGCAGAGAGGAUAGACAUGGAAGCCGGCAAGGACGGGAGAAUAUUUUCAUUCUGCUCAAAUGAAACCAUCCCAAACGGCCAAGAACAAAGUCUGGACCCCUGUGAACCAAUGCGGACCCCCAUAUAUCCAACCAGUCCAUGAGGGAGAAUCAGCAGCAACAACUGCAGCCCCCAUCAGCAUCUGGGGUGUCCACCCUGAGCAUCAGGAGACGCCCGGAACUCAUGUCAGCUGAUCAAUAAAGUUCUGGAUUUUUUUCUGUUAUUCAGUAUAUUGUAAGUUGUAUGUUUAAGUCCUGAUAAGUCCGUGUAAUGAUAAAUCUAACACCCAUACCCCAUUGUGCUGAUAAGGCCACAUUCCUGAGUGAUCUCAGAGACAUGCCUGCUGCACAUUGGAGGAGCGGCGAGCAGGUUUAAACUCUGUGACCCAGAUAUAUUCGGAGGACUCCAGCUUGAACUUUAUCCUAAAUAGGAUGUUAGUAUUGAUUUGCCCUAUCUCUUGUACACCCUGGGGUGUCAGUCAU
Bufo bufo (common toad) is the source of this 1878-nucleotide messenger RNA. Its product is annotated as pancreatic lipase-related protein 2-like. The transcript is spliced from 12 exons. Gene Ontology annotation, molecular function: protein binding; triacylglycerol lipase activity. The coding region runs from base 66 to 1499 and encodes 477 amino acids. Gene Ontology annotation, biological process: lipid metabolic process. The record is from RefSeq and is a predicted model, not a curated record. Lineage: Eukaryota; Metazoa; Chordata; Amphibia; Anura; Bufonidae.